Molecule: messenger RNA, 2188 nt
Organism: Myxocyprinus asiaticus (Chinese sucker)
Lineage: Eukaryota; Metazoa; Chordata; Actinopteri; Cypriniformes; Catostomidae
Gene: glcea
Product: glucuronic acid epimerase a
Exons: 5
Coding region: 220-1974 (584 amino acids)
Biological process (GO): heparan sulfate proteoglycan biosynthetic process
Cellular component (GO): Golgi apparatus
Molecular function (GO): heparosan-N-sulfate-glucuronate 5-epimerase activity
Source: RefSeq, a predicted model, not a curated record
UGAGAACAGAGGUAACAUCUAUAAUGUUGCAGGUUUGGAGCGAGAGGAAUCUCUCCGCAUAUAUUAUAUUUCUUUGUCCUCGUCUAUAUUAUGCGUUCAUACACCGCCGCACGGAUAGCGCGCUUAUUUCAGAUUUUGCAAUCUAGACACUCUAACUGGACCAUAAGCGGUUCCUGAGAAGUUCCUGUAUGUGUUCCACUGUAUGGCUGUGAUGUGAAAAUGCGCUGUUUGGUGUCACGAAUCAAUCACAAGACUUUGAUUGUCAUCUGCGCUGUGUUGGCACUCAUCACCAUCCUCCUCUGGAACAAGUGCUCCGGCGACAAAGAUCUGCCCACUCAGAUCAGACCUCAGCUUGAGUCUGUGCCCACCCCAGAGAGGGAAGAGGAGAACAGACAGGCCCCAGAGGGCCCGCCGGGAUCCAGAGAGGUCACUUAUGAGCAAAUUGACUGCCUUAUCAAUGAGGAUGUCAUCGUAAAAGGCCGAAGGGAAGGGGGAGAGGUGUACCUGCCCUUUAGCUGGGUGGAAAGGUACUUUGAUGUUUACGGGCGUCUGGUACAGUAUGAGGAAGUGGAACGCUUCGAGUUCUCACACAGUUACUCACGGGUGUACGCCCAAAGAGAGCCUUAUCAUCCUGAUGGGGUCUUUAUGUCCUUUGAGGGCUACAACGUGGAAGUACGGGAUCGGGUGAAAUGUAUCACUGGUGUGGAAGGUGUACCGAUCUCCACACAGUGGGGUCCUCAAGGGUAUUUUUACCCCAUUCAAAUAGCUCAAUAUGGGCUGAGCCACUACAGCAAGAACCUAACAGAGAAACCACCUGACCUAAAGGUCUAUGGCAUGUCAGAGGAGAGAGAGGGUGGCUCGAGUCCGUGGGUUGUCCCCAAGGGCUGCUCUCUCUCCAAGCUCCAGGAUCAAAGUCGCUCUGGGUUUGUGCACCACUUUGUCACUGCGGACAACUCAGACGGUGUGUCUCUGCUUUUGGAUAACGCAAAAGAUUUUGUCCUGACCUUUGAUGUGAAGUUCGUCUCCAACGGCAGCAUCUCUGUUGUUUUGGAGACAACAGAAAAGGGAGUCCCUUAUACCAUCCAUUACAUCACAAGCCCACUCCUCCUCUCGUUCAAAGAGAGAGAGGUCAUCUAUGGCAUUGGACCCCGGGCAUCUUGGAGUACCAUAAGUCGUGAUUUAGUAACAGACCUGCGUAAAGGAGUUGGCUUGUCUAACACCAAAGUAGUUAAGGCGACCAAAAUCAUUCCUCGCCGUGUGGUCAACCUUGUUCUUCGAGGUUCUGGCUUCAUCAGCAAUAUUACUGUUUCUUCCACCGCGCACAUGGCUGCGUUCUUUGCCGCCAGCGAUUGGCUUCUUCAUAACCAGGAUGACCACGGUGGUUGGCCAAUCAAGGUGACUCGCAAGCUCGGAGAGGGCUUCAAGAGCUUGGAGCCUGGAUGGUACUCUGCAAUGGCCCAGGGCCAGGCCAUGUCGACAUUAGUGAGGGCGUACCUGAUCACGCACAACCCAGCAUACCUUAGUGCCGCUCUACGUGCAACAUCCCCCUUCAAGAAGACUUCGGAACAACGUGGCGUCAAGGCGACUUUCAUGAACAAGUUCGACUGGUAUGAGGAAUACCCCACAACACCCAGUUCGUUUGUUCUCAAUGGCUUCAUUUACUCUCUGAUUGGACUGUACGAUGUUGCGGAGACAGCAGGCAACAAGCUUGGCCGAGAACCGGGCGUACUCUUCAGUCAAGGACUGGAGACGCUCAAGGCCAUGUUGCCGUUGUUCGACACGGGCUCAGGGACAGUUUACGACCUUAGACACUUUACGUUGGGCAUAGCACCAAAUUUAGCACGCUGGGACUAUCACACCACUCAUAUUAACCAGUUACAGCUGCUUGCAUCGAUUGACAGCACCCCCAUUUUCAGGGAGUACGUAAAACGCUGGAAGACUUACCUGAAAGGAGGCCGUGCCAAGCAUAACUAAAUAUAGAAAAAUUAAUCACUAUUUUCUUUAUCAGUGGACACUUUUGUACAUCUUAAACUGUUGUUUGAGGAUCAAAUAACCACAGCUGCUUUUCUCAAAAAAGGUGCAUAUUGUAUCCUACUUGAUUGCUUUAAAGGGACAGUUCACCCAAAAAUGUAAAUUCUCUCAUCAUUUACUCACAUGCCAUCCCAGAUGUGUAUGACUUUCUUUCUUC